Molecule: messenger RNA, 729 nt
Organism: Enhydra lutris kenyoni (northern sea otter)
Lineage: Eukaryota; Metazoa; Chordata; Mammalia; Carnivora; Mustelidae
Product: immunoglobulin superfamily member 1
Exons: 4
Coding region: 1-729 (242 amino acids)
Source: RefSeq, a predicted model, not a curated record
AUGACCCUGGACAGGCUGGGGGAACGGUCCGCCAUGCUGUGGACAUUCAGUGUCUUGCUCUUUUGCAUUCGGCUGAAUCUGGGUAUAACAUCAAUAGUGGUGCAAUCUCAACCGGAGCUAUGGAUAGAGACCAACUACCCCCAGGACCCUUGGGAGAACAUCACACUUUGGUGCAAAAGCCCCUCUUGGAUUUCAAGCAAGUUUCUGCUGCUGAAGGAUAAGACACAAAUGACUUGGAUCCGCCUUUCCUCCAAGACCUUCCAAGUUUCAUUCCCUAUAGGUGCCCUUACUAAGUCCAAUGCAGGUCUCUACAGGUGCUGCUACUGGAAGGAGACAGGCUGGUCAGAGCCCAGUAAAGUUUUAGAGUUGGAGGUACCAGGCCAGCUGCCCAAGCCCAUCUUCUGGAUCCAGGCUGAGACCUCCCCUCUUCCUGGAUGUAAUGUUAACAUACUCUGCCAUGGCUGGCUGCAGGAUUUGGUGUUCAUGCUGUUCAAAGAGGGAUAUGCAGAGCCCGUGGAUUACCAAAUCCCAACUGGGACAGUGGCCAUAUUCUCCAUUGCCAACAUGACACCUGAAAGUGAAGGGGUUUACAUGUGCCACACUCAUAUCCAGAUGCUCCCCACUCUGUGGUCAGAGCCCAGCAACCCCCUGAAGCUGAUAGUUGCAGGUGGGUGUGGCUAUGGCUGCUGGGGUCUGAUGAUUGUUGUCCCCGGAAUCAUGGCUGGAUGA